CGAAGUGGCUUCAAUAUUGUUUCUAUUGUCAAAGCUAAGAGAAGUGAGGUCUCUCAGAGUCAAUUUUAUUUACAUCGGUUUUUCUCGUCAUCUGGCAUCGAACAUCAUCACAGCCAUGGGAGAAGUGAAGAGCUAUGAGCUGGCGGAUUUCGACAAGAUGGGCUUCACCAAAAGUGUGAAGAUCGUCAUGUUCUAUGAAGCUCCAGCCACUGUCGACUCAAAGACGUUAAUCCUCUCCUUACAGGAGGGAAUCAGAAACACAACCCGUCAAUUACCCUUCAUAGCGGGAAAUCUCCAGUUCAACGAGUCCGGGAAGCUCUGCAGCGUGACAACCCCGGAAAGCCAGGUGGAAAUCAACGUCCGCCACUUCGAUUCCACAGAGUGUGAGCCUUUCUCAGUCUUGGCAGAAGGGUCAUUCUCCCCCAAAGAUCUGGACCUGACCCGGUUUCUGCCCGAAGAGCCCGUGGGCAAGCAUCCAGUCUGCAUAAUACAACUAAGUGUCCUCGAGGGGGGUUUGACACUAGGACUGAGACUAAACCACGCGGCUGGCGACUGGACAUCGCUCGAUACAUGCCUGUCUCUUAUCUGCCAAAGCACCAAGGCUCACCUCGAAGGCGUGCCAAUGCCCACCUACACGCCCGACCUCAACAGAGCGCCAUUCAACACCCCAGCGCCUGACCCAAGCAUCACGCGACAAGACCAACUCGCCAAACUCCCACUCUUCAGCGUGAUCGAGAAGAGCCAAUUCAAACUCAACCCCCCACCCCGCUGCCAAGCAAGCAUCUACCGAAUCUCAGAGCCCACAAUCCAACAUCUCAAAGCACAGUGCCUCCCCCACCUGACGGGAGUCGAAUACAUCAGCAGCUACGACUGCAUCUCAGCCCUUAUCUGGAGGACCCUCACGCGCGCACACAUUCACCUCCACCCAGAAAAAGCCAGGGCCACCACACGCUUCGUGCACCCCAUCGACAUUCGCACACGCGAUCCCGAGCACAAGACCUCGCCCCGGUAUUUCGGUAACGCAGUCAUCGGCACCCUCGCCGGGCCCGUACCAGCCCAAACUCUCGUUGCCGACAGUGAAACCCCCUGCGGCCUCGCGAUAGCCGCCAGUCUUAUCCGGCAGUCCACCCACAAAGUUGACCUCUCGUCCUUCGGCGCCAUGACGGGGCUGCUUGCCUCCCUCUCGCCCACGGAGACCCUCAGCCCCAACGCCGACUUCGCCGACAUGGACCUGUUCAUGAACACGUGGUACUCUGGUAGUGCCGAGCGGUAUGAUCUCGGCGAUGGGGUCGUCCCGGCCGCCGUGCGGGUGCAUGCGGGUAUGCCCGGGAAUGUCGCGAGUAUCUUGCCGAAUUUCUCGCGCGGAGGGCCCAGGGUCUUUGAUGUUUAUGUGCAGACCGCGAUCGAGGAGCAGGAGGUUUUGUGGAGGGAUGGGGAGUUCUUGAGGUAUUUUGAGUAUGUUGCGUGAGGUUUGGGGUGGAUUGAGUGCUGGGGCUGUGCGGUGGGAACUGCAGUUGGGAUGCGGCUUAUUGCUAUGUACUUUCGGUCGAGGACUGAAAUGUGGAAUGAGGUUUGAGCCAACUUCAUGGUCUAGCGCUGCUGUAGAGACGAGCUACAUUCCUCCUGGGUAUUUCCAUGUAAUAGGUUUGUCAACUACCGUGAUGGGCGAUGCAAAAAACGAGCGAUGGUCCUUGAUUUGAAUAUGACCGGGUAGUAACCGGAGCUUCACUCUCGACCUGACACCAAACAUUCGCAAUCACUAAAGUUCCACUGUAUCAGUACGC
Molecule: messenger RNA, 1784 nt
Organism: Aspergillus homomorphus CBS 101889
Lineage: Eukaryota; Fungi; Ascomycota; Eurotiomycetes; Eurotiales; Aspergillaceae
Exons: 1
Coding region: 116-1468 (450 amino acids)
Biological process (GO): secondary metabolite biosynthetic process
Molecular function (GO): acyltransferase activity, transferring groups other than amino-acyl groups
Source: RefSeq, a predicted model, not a curated record